This is a messenger RNA of Vicia faba (fava bean), 1692 nucleotides long. The record is from the annotation of a GenBank genome assembly. Lineage: Eukaryota; Viridiplantae; Streptophyta; Magnoliopsida; Fabales; Fabaceae.
AUGGUGUAUGCUUCACUCUCCUUUCCAUUGUCGCCCCCUUUCACUCUCAAAAACACAAAAUGGUUUUCACCUUCCUAUUUUUCAGAAUUUCCCAACAAAUUCAAUUUCAGACCUUCCCCAACUAUUCUAUCUUAUUGCUUUCAGGAAAGAAGCAUUGGUGCGGUGAACACUGCAUCCAUCACAAACAACCCCGGUGAAUGCAGCAAUUCACCAGACCUCCCACAGAGAGAUCUACCUCCUCUAGUGAGUGCAUUGAAAGCCUCAGCUGUACAAAAUGCAGCUUCUUUUCACUUUCCUGGACAUAACAGAGGCCGUGCCGCUCCUGCAUCGUUGACUCAACUCAUUGGAAUAAGACCAUAUCUUCAUGAUUUGCCCGAGCUUCCAGAACUUGAUAACCUCUUUUGUCCUCAAGGCCCUAUAUUAGAAGCACAAAAGGAAGCAGCCAAACUGUUUGGAUCAUCACAGACAUGGUUUCUUGUUGGAGGUACUACUUGUGGGAUCCAGGCAGCAAUUAUGGCAACCUGUUCACCUGGAGAUUAUCUCAUUCUUCCCAGAAACUGUCAUUUAUCAGCUAUAUCUAGCAUGGUAUUAUCUGGUGCAGUGCCAAAGUACAUUGUUCCUGACUAUAAAAAUGAUUGGGAUAUCCCUGGUGGCAUCACUCCAUUACAGGUAUUGAAUGCUAUCAAGGAACUAGAACUGGAAGGAAAAAAACUAGGAGCUGUUUUCAUCACUUCACCUACUUAUCAUGGUAUUUGCAGUAACUUGAGAGAAAUAUCUGAGUUGUGUCAUUCUCGGAAAAUUCCUUUAAUUGUUGAUGAAGCUCAUGGUGCACAUCUUGGAUUUAAUUCUGAAAUGCCUAGGUCAGCCCUCCAGCAAGGUGCUGAUCUAGCUGUACAAUCUACUCACAAGGUUCUUUCCUCUCUUACUCAGUCAUCUAUGCUGCACAUGUCCGGGGAUAUCAUAGAUAAGGACAAAAUAUCUAGGUGUCUCCAAACUCUCCAAACCACAAGUCCUAGUUACCUGCUUUUGGCAUCCCUAGAUGCUGCUAGAGCUCAACUUAGUGAAAGCCCUGAUAUUCUAUUCAACAAAACAAUUGAAUUAGCAAAUGAAGCAAAAUGCUCGUUAAAACGAAUCCCUGGCAUCUCAGUGCUUGAGAAUUCAAGCUUUCCUAACUUUCCUGCAGUUGAUCCAUUGAGGCUUACUGUAGGUUUUUGGGAGCUUGGUUUAUCAGGUUACGAAGCAGAUGAAAUCUUAUACAAGGAUUUCGGGAUCGUCUGUGAACUCGUUGGGAGUAAGUCUAUCACUUGUGCCCUUAAUCUUGGAACUUGUAGGGAACACGUCCAGAGGCUUUUAUCAGGAAUAAAGCAUCUAGCUUCAACAUGUUCUUCCUUUCAGCAACCUAAAAACAGACUGCUUACUGAGCAUGCACCCUUUGAUGAUACAAUCAUGAAGUUGAUUCCUAGAGAUGCAUUUUUCGCAAGUAAAAGAAAAGUAACAGUCAAGGAGAGUCUUGGUAAGGUUUCAGGUGAGCUUAUAUGUCCAUACCCUCCAGGCAUACCGGUAUUGAUCCCUGGUGAGGUUAUUACAGAGAGAGCUGUCGAAUAUCUACUCCAUGUAAGAAGUAAAGGUGCUGAUAUUAGUGGAGCAUCUGAUCCCUUACUUUCUUCUAUACUUGUCUGCGAUGUACAGUAA